This is a messenger RNA of Lotus japonicus, 1535 nucleotides long. Its product is annotated as probable protein phosphatase 2C 78. The transcript has 4 exons. The record is from RefSeq and is a predicted model, not a curated record. Gene Ontology annotation, biological process: protein dephosphorylation. Lineage: Eukaryota; Viridiplantae; Streptophyta; Magnoliopsida; Fabales; Fabaceae. Gene Ontology annotation, molecular function: cation binding; protein serine/threonine phosphatase activity. Bases 224 to 1342 code for a protein of 372 amino acids.
AAAAGUCUCUCUACUCAGUCAUAAAUAACUUUACCACUCUACAGUUUCGUUCUACUUGUUUUUUUCCAAGCACUGACGCGGAAUUCACACGUUCCGCUCCUCCAUACUCUUCUCCAUCCCUCAAUUCAAGGCGUCACGCGUUCUUCACCUCCUCCUUUUUCCAAUCACGUAUCAGGACCACAUCAGAGGGACAGAUACAGAGGAAACAGAGGGUUAAUUAAGGAUGUUGGAGCUGUGCCGCUGGCCACUGGACAUGUGCUUCGGCGGUGGUGGUGGCAACGAUGGCAGCCUUCAGUGGCACAUGGACUCGAAGCCCCAUCACUAUUCAAUUGCAGUGGCACAAGCUAAUUCGUCGUUGGAAGACCAAGGACAGGUUUACAUCUCUCCCUCUGAAACUUUUGUUGGCGUGUACGACGGACAUGGUGGACCUGAAGCUUCCCGUUUCAUCAGAAACAAUCUCUUCUCCUUCCUUCACAAGUUUGCUUCAGAGGAAGGUGGUUUGUCAGAGCAAGUGAUAAAGAAGGCAUUCAGUGCUACUGAAGAAGAGUUCCUGCACUUGGUGAAGCAGUCUUGGACUAAACGGCCACAAAUUGCUUCUGUGGGUUCGUGCUGUCUUCUGGGGGCGAUUUCAAAGGGUGUUCUUUAUGUUGCUAAUCUCGGCGAUUCGAGGGCGGUUUUGGGGCGGAAAGCAUUUGGAGAGCAGGGGAAUUGGGCUCCUGUGGUGGCGGAGCGUUUGUCCACUGAUCACAAUGUUGCAGUGGAGGAAGUCAGAAAGGAGGUGGAGGCACUUCACCCUGAUGAUGCGCACAUUGUGGUUCGCACUCGUGGAGUUUGGCGAAUCAAGGGCAUUAUUCAGGUCUCAAGAUCAAUUGGGGAUGUUUAUCUAAAGAAACCGGAUUAUGACAACAAUCCUCUGUUCAGACAAUUUGUAUAUCCGGUAUCUCUGAACAGACCUGUAAUGACAGCUGAACCAUCCAUAUUGAAGCGGAAGCUGAAAGUUGAAGACUUGUUUUUAAUCUUUGCAUCAGAUGGACUUUGGGACCAUUUAACUGAUGAAGCAGCAGUUGAAAUCAUCUCCAGAAGUCCAAGAACAGGAAUAGCAAAACGAUUGGUGAGAGCUGCACUGGAAGAGGCUGCAAAGAAAAAUGGAAAGAGAUAUGAGGAUUUAAAGAGAAUUGAGAAAGGUGUUAGGCGCCUUUUUCAUGAUGAUAUUACAGUGAUUGUUCUAUACCUUGAUAAUUCACUAGGAUCUUUAAAUAGUUCAAGACAUCAAGGGGUCUAUCGUUGCAUUGAUACUCCUGUUGAUAUCUUUUCUCUCAGAGCAGAUGAAGCAAACCGAUAACCAAAGAAUGCUGUUGUAAAUGUGAUUUAAACUAGCAUAUGAAAGUUGACAAUGCUGGUAAUGUUAGGUGGUGCUGCACAAGCGGAAUUAAAAUAUUCCAUCUCCAAAUUAUGUCUCUUUGUAUGUCCCAUAAAUCAAAUUUUGUGGAAAAAGAAAAUACUCAUAUCAGCAAGAGAGGAAGCUUCUUUCAUUU